Exophiala oligosperma is the source of this 378-nucleotide messenger RNA. RefSeq lists its product as uncharacterized. The record is from RefSeq and is a predicted model, not a curated record. The transcript is spliced from 2 exons. Bases 1 to 378 code for a protein of 125 amino acids. Lineage: Eukaryota; Fungi; Ascomycota; Eurotiomycetes; Chaetothyriales; Herpotrichiellaceae.
AUGAACGCCGCUCAAGUCCUCACUCGCCGAAUGGUGACCAUGGGUCCCAGACUCACCACCCCUGUCAGAUACUCAUCCUCCGCAAUCUCACACAGCGGCAGGAUGACAAAGGGUGAACGGGGUAUGAUGCGGAGCAUCUUCGGAGCCUGCACCCUGGCCACCGCGACCGGUGUCCUGUAUGCCGUAAGUGUUCUCGAUCUCGUCUUGGAGAUGCUUCCCAUCGACGUUACUGCCUCGAGCAGCGAGUCGCUGCACGAUCUGGUGGAAGACAGAACGCCCGGUUCGCAAGGAAGCGCUCCUCCCUCGACAGCACCAAAUGGUUCGCCGAGGGUGCCGACAACAGACUAUUCAAGUAAUAAACAGCUCCAGCUCGUUUGA